AGUACAUUGCCGGUAACGCGGCGUUAAACAGCGGAGUACAUUUUGCUCUUAGUCUCGCUUGUGCGGAUACUUAAGAAAGCGACGACCAAGUUUCUACCGAAACUAACUUUGUGCAGAAACCUUUUAUCUUUAAGGAAAUGUCGUGUGCAAACAGUGCAGUGUUCAUCCUGGUCCUCAGUGUCAUCGCUCCUUCAGCGCUAUCCUCGGCGCAGUCGUGCACCGCACAUUAUCCGACACUGGCAGCGGCUCCGGGUGGUGACGAUCCGUCUCAGACCGUUGGUACCUGGUAUGUGUACCGGAAGAAUGGCGAGGUGAGCAUCAACAAGCGCAUCACCGUGGUUAACCUCGGUGCCACCAUCGAACCGCUGGCCAACUUGACGGCAUACCAGCUGUAUCUGCAAAGCGCCUGGACGACAGUGGCCAACAACGACAUUUGUGAGAAUGAAAUCUGGACGGGGAUCUACUUGAUCAACGGCAUGGAAAUCGGCAAUGAUGUAGUAUCCAGGGAUGGAUACAGCGUUAAUCGUCUUGUGGGAAAUUCGGUAAUGUACCACGACUACCAGAAACUCAUGAUUGGGUACGGCUGUACCAUACCGAAGAUGGACGGGACUUGCGACACUCCGGUGAUCUGGGUGGAGACCCGCACCCGGCCGGACAAACUCUCGGCCAGCGAGAUGGCCGCGUUCGACGCCAUCAUCAACACCACAUUGCAGCCGUACUGCGUCACGACCCAGGAUCUGCCGCUCCAGGUGUACGAUGACUCCAAGCCCAACUGUCCAUCGGGCGAUCCACCAUUAUGCAUGUCAACCAUUAUCAAGGGAAUCAACGCCAGUGUCCCAUCCAGUAAUACGGCCGCCCCAACCACUUCGCCGGCUUUAACGUACAGUUCCCCUGCGUCGACUUGUCAAUGGCCGGUUUAUAUCGAUCCGAAAUUAACCUAUGAUCCGCAGACAGUCGCCGGUCUAUGGUGGGUGUAUCGCGCGGCCUUUGACGCCGAGCCGAACUCAGUGGGGAUGCGGUACUUCUGGCAUAUCCUCGGCAGUGCUCCAUUACCGCAGACCACCUUCAACGGCAACUAUGUCUGGGCGGAGUAUACACAGUACAAUAAUCCCAACGAUACGCAGUGCAAUUACGGCUACUGGACGGGCAUGCUGGUCACCACCGGGCAGAACGUCGGCUUCCGCUUCAUCACCAGCGACAGUGGCGACGGCAUUGUGCCGUUGCGUUCGAUGACCAUCUACCAAGACGACAAGUACGAAUUCUUCUACGGCUGCUUCAUCCCCAACAUGCAGACACAGAUCUGCGCGUCGCCCUUCGCCAUGUUCAGCGCCCGUACCGACCCAUCGACCUGGUCGCAGAGUGAGAAGGACCACGUGGACAACGACAUCAUCACCCCGCUGAUCCAGAGUUUCGGCUGUGCCGCCAAGGAAAUGCGCAUCAUGCCGCAUCCCAGCGACAAGACCCAGUGUGAAUGGAAGGGCGCGACGCCUUGUUUGAACCAGUUUAUUGCUGGGUAUAACGAGUUACUGCCCGCCGUACAUAAUGCACCUUAUUAAUACCGCACGUUCUUGCCAAGUGUAUUUGGUAUCUAAAAAUGAAUUUGAUUGAUAGAAAUGAUGGUAGAGUUAAACUAGCCAAUUUCUGAAACAGAUUCCUGCAAUGUUCACUUAGCCUCUGCCAUCGCUGUAGAGCUUCUACAAGUCACGUACAUUUUGAGACUACGUUGUAUAUUUGGAAAAUUACUUUGGAAUAAUUUCGUACAUGAGCUUAGCGUGUGCAGCUUUGUAUUUUCUUUGAAUAGAGAACGUACAUGGCAAUAAACGUCCACAA
This is a messenger RNA of Paramacrobiotus metropolitanus, 1830 nucleotides long. RefSeq lists its product as uncharacterized. The transcript has 7 exons. The coding region runs from base 138 to 1556 and encodes 472 amino acids. The record is from RefSeq and is a predicted model, not a curated record. Lineage: Eukaryota; Metazoa; Tardigrada; Eutardigrada; Parachela; Macrobiotidae.